GGCCACACUAACCUUAUAGUUCACGCGAGUCUGUCGCCAUGUUUGGUUAUUUUAUUUGUUUUUAAAGCGGAGUAACACCAGAUAUUCUGAAGCGCUCAUAGUUGAAUGUGUCGUGGAAUUUUGUUUGAAUGAAUACAAUACAAGGAACGUGCUCGCACUAUAUUGCCGUACACUAUUUUUUUUGCCAGUGCAGUUGCAUCCAGUGAGAAAAUCAACAACAACAACAAUUGUUCCAUUUGCAGAAAAAUAGCCAACAAAUUCGACAGCAAAACAACAGCGACAGCAACAGCAGCCGCGGCACCAAUACCAACCACAACAACAACUGUAACUGUAAAACGCCGCAUCGCAACGCAACAGAGCAAAAAGCGCUGAAAAGUGUUACACAAAGUGAAAUUGCCUUUUGCGGCACACACAAAAAAUUAAGUACACGGCACAGCAACAACAUCAAAACAACAAACAACAUUUUGUGCGUGUGCGUUUACUUUCGAGAGCUGUUGUAGUGGAGCGGCGAACACUUCCAAUUGGAGUUCACUGCUGACUGCAUCUAGAGAAGGACAACAACAAAAAUACAAAUAAAAACAAAAAAAUGGGCGAUUUUGAUUUAAAUGUGGACAGCCUCAUACAGCGGUUGCUGGAAAAUUUCAAAAAACAAAAAGAGGCCGAGGAGCAUGCACAGAAGCUGCUCAUCGCUCAGCAAUUGGCGGCUGCUGGCGGCGGCAGUGGCAGUGGCGUCUCAGCGUCCAGUUCGGCUGCCUGUUUAGUGGGCGGCAGUAACAGCAGCAGCUGCAGUGGCGCCACCGCCGCAUCAGCAGCAGCAAUGGCAGCAAACGAUCCGCUGGACGAGCUCACCGAUCAGCAGCGCCGCAUGCUGCAGCAGUACUCGAUAUCGCCGCCCAGCGAGACAAUGAUAUCGGCCGAUGGCGAUCAGAUAACGGUGCAUCAUCCGCGCGAGGAGCCCAAGAAAUCCAGAUUGAAAUUGCGCGACUUCUUCGUCGCCGAAUUUGUGCGCAGCUGCCGCACCGGCAAACAGGUGCAGAUGACGGAGGCGGAGGUGCGCGGGUUGUGCUUGAAGUCGCGCGAGAUAUUCCUGCAGCAGCCGAUACUGCUGGAGUUGGAGGCGCCACUCAUCAUCUGCGGCGACAUACACGGCCAGUACACAGAUCUGUUGCGGCUGUUCGAGUAUGGCGGCUUUCCACCGACUGCCAACUAUCUGUUCCUCGGCGACUACGUGGACCGGGGCAAGCAGUCCUUGGAGACGAUCUGUUUGCUCUUGGCCUACAAGAUCAAAUAUCCCGAGAAUUUCUUCUUGUUGCGCGGCAAUCACGAGUGCGCCAGUAUUAAUAGAAUUUACGGCUUUUACGACGAGUGCAAGCGUCGCUAUAAUGUCAAACUAUGGAAAACGUUCACAGACUGUUUCAACUGUCUGCCGGUGGCUGCGAUCAUAGACGAGAAGAUCUUUUGCUGCCACGGCGGCCUCAGUCCCGAUCUGCAGGGCAUGGAGCAGAUUCGUCGCCUGAUGCGACCCACAGAUGUGCCCGAUACUGGGCUGCUCUGCGACCUGCUCUGGAGCGAUCCUGACAAGGAUGUCCAGGGCUGGGGCGAAAACGAUCGUGGCGUUAGCUUCACCUUCGGCGUUGAUGUGGUCUCGAAAUUCUUGAAUCGACACGAGCUGGACUUGAUCUGUCGUGCGCAUCAGGUCGUUGAGGACGGCUACGAGUUCUUUGCGCGCCGUCAGCUGGUCACACUGUUCUCGGCGCCCAACUACUGCGGCGAAUUCGACAAUGCUGGCGGCAUGAUGACCGUGGACGAUACGCUCAUGUGCUCAUUCCAGAUAUUGAAGCCAUCCGAGAAGAAGGCCAAGUACUUGUACAGCGGCAUGAACUCAUCCCGGCCAACAACACCGCAGCGCAGCGCCCCAAUGUUGGCGACCAACAAGAAGAAAUAAUAUAUCCAUCCGCUUCCAUUUCCUUAAAACCUCAACAAACAGCAGCAGCAGCAGCGGCAGCAGCAGCAAAAACAAUUAAUAACA
Drosophila hydei is the source of this 2029-nucleotide messenger RNA. It is a transcript of the gene flw, whose product is annotated as serine/threonine-protein phosphatase beta isoform. Gene Ontology annotation, molecular function: protein serine/threonine phosphatase activity. The record is from RefSeq and is a predicted model, not a curated record. The transcript is spliced from 6 exons. Gene Ontology annotation, cellular component: nucleus; cytoplasm. The coding region runs from base 587 to 1945 and encodes 452 amino acids. NCBI's taxonomy places the organism in Eukaryota, Metazoa, Arthropoda, Insecta, Diptera, Drosophilidae.